Messenger RNA from Salvia hispanica, 3822 nucleotides. RefSeq lists its product as uncharacterized. NCBI's taxonomy places the organism in Eukaryota, Viridiplantae, Streptophyta, Magnoliopsida, Lamiales, Lamiaceae. Gene Ontology annotation, biological process: protein phosphorylation. The record is from RefSeq and is a predicted model, not a curated record. Gene Ontology annotation, molecular function: protein kinase activity; ATP binding; protein binding.
AUGCCUUCAUCAUGUCUAGCUAAACCACAUAUGAGCCUUGCCACUGAUCAAACUGCCCUUCUUGCCUUAAAAACACGCAUAACCGCAGACCCUUCUCGUGUUCUUGCAAGAAACUGGACCAACUCGAGCUCCGUAUGCAGCUGGAUUGGCGUCGCUUGCAGCUUGCGUCACCAAAGAGUAGCCGCCUUGAAUCUCUCAUACAUGUCUCUCUCCGGCACCAUCCCACCACAGCUCGGCCACCUCUCCUUCCUCGUCUCCCUCGACCUCACCAGCAACCUCUUCGUUGGCGCUUUGCCUCCGGAGCUUUCUCUCCUUCACCGUUUGAAGUUCAUAUCUCUCCUACUCAACAACUUCACCGGAGACAUCCCCGCAUUGUUUGGCCAACUACCAAAACUAGAGUACUUGAACUUACGGAACAACAGUUUCACAGGAUCCAUUCCGAAAUGCCUCUCGAAUCUAACAAACCUACAAUUUCUUGACUUGACUUACAAUUUUCUUAAUGGUGAAAUUCCACAAGAGUUGGGGAGACUUCAAAGUCUGCAGUUUUUGAGGGUACAAUUUAAUCGUCUCUCCGGUGCUAUACCAUUAGCCAUCUUCAACAUAUCGACCCUUGUGUCUAUAGCAUUGACGAGCAACGAACUGAGUGGAAGUCUUCCAACAGAUAUGUGCCAUAAUCUUCGCAAUCUUGACCGGAUUCUUCUUUCUCAAAACCAUUUGACCGGUCCGAUUCCAACAAAUUUUUCCAGAUGCUCACAACUAAGGAGCUUGUCCAUCUCUUACAACUCUUUUAGUGGGCAGAUACCUGCAGAAAUCGGCUCUCUAACGUCUCUUCAGCAUUUAUAUAUCGGUGGCAACAAUUUGAACGGUACACUACCACAUGAGAUUGGCAAUCUUGAGAGCCUAGUUGUUUUUGGUGCUGAAAGCAAUCAGAUUGGGGGCUCAGUUGAUUUUAAUGUCUUCAUGAAUAUGUCUUCUCUGCAAACAUUACUACUAUGGCGCAACAAAUUCAUAGGAAACUUAUCAAGGGAUGUUGGAAAUCUCACAAUGCUUACAAGCCUACAACUCCAUGAGAACUACUUGACAGGUCUUAUUCCCCCUGAACUUGGCAAACUUUACCAACUGGAGGAAUUGCUAUUAGAGUUAAACAACUUGAGUGGUUCGAUUCCACAUGAGAUUUUUAACAUUUCAACUCUUCGAAAUCUUGCACUUUCUUUCAAUGCUCUAUCAGGCGUUCUUCCGACCCAUCUGUGUCAUGCUUCUCCCAUUCUCGAACAACUUCAUCUUAGCAUGAAUCUCAUCGCUGGAUCGAUACCCAACUCUAUCUCUAACUGUUCUAAACUCACAAUCCUCGCACUUGCUACAAACAAAUUCAGUGGUUAUAUACCCAAUGAUCUCGGCAACCUAAGACUUCUCCAAAGUCUUGAAUUGUUCAGCAACAACCUUCAUGCACCAGCUUCUUUACUAUCGGGCUUCAUUACUUCAUUGGCAAAUUGCAUGCUACUUACUCGUUUGUUGAUUACUGAUAAUCCUCUGUACGGUGUCAUUCCAGCUGCUGUAGGGAAUUUAUCUUCCUCGCUCCAAGGAUUCUAUGCUGGCAGCUGCAAAUUCAGUGGCAACAUUCCUGUCGAAAUAGGUAAUUUGAGUGGUUUGGUGGUAUUGGAACUAGCUAACAAUGAGUUAUCUGGUAAUAUUCCACCUACUAUCAAACAUCUGCUCCAGCUUCAAGGAUUAUCGCUCAAUGAUAACAUGUUGGGAGGCUCCAUUGGAGAGGCUAUAUGUGACUUGCACACUUUGAAUUCUGUAAACAUUAGCCAUAACCAAUUUUCAGGUCCAAUUCCUAAAUGUUUGGGAAAUGUGUCUUCUUUGAGACAUAUUUUUCUAGACUCCAACAUGUUGAAUUCAAGCAUACCGUCAACCUUAUGGGGCCUUACAGAUCUGAUGAGUCUUGACUUGUCCUCAAACUCAUUCAGAGGGUUUUUACCUAAAGAGAUAAGUAACUUAGGAGCAGCAAUCUCUAUAGAUCUAUCAAUGAAUCACUUGACAGGGUCUAUUCCAAGUAGUAUUGGGAAGUUACAGAGUUUGGUUAGUCUAUCUUUGUCAAAUAAUAGGCUACAAGGUUCAAUUCCUGUGUCUGUGGGAAACAUGAUUAGCUUGGUAACUCUUAAUUUGUCCUACAACAACCUCUCAGGUUCAAUUCCAAAGUCUCUGGAAGCACUUCAACACCUCAGCUACUUCAAUGUCUCUUUCAAUACUCUAAGCGAAGAAAUUCCUAGUGGUGGUUCUUUUAGAAACUUCACUAUUGAUUCUUUCAGAGGUAAUGAGGCAUUGUGUGGAAUUCCAAGGUACCAUGUCCGGAUUUGCUCAGCAGUUUCUAAUCCUGGAUCAAAAAGGAAGAGAGUAGAACUAGCUUUAUUUAUUAUUUUAGGUGUUGUGGGCUUCAUUUCAGUUGUUUCUCUAGCCUUAAUCUUUGUUAGAUAUAGAAGGAAAGAUGAGAUAACUAGUAGAGCUGAUGAGUUGAUGUCAGGAGUGCCAGAAAGAGUUUCUUAUUACGAAUUACUGCGAGGAACUGAACAGUUCAAUGAGAGAAACUUGAUUGGCACCGGAAGUUAUUGUUCAGUUUACAAAGGAAUUCUUAAUAAUGGUAAGGUUGUUGCUGUCAAGGUGUUUAAGAUGCAACUGGAUGGAAUUUCAAGAAGAUUUGAUAUUGAAUGUGAAAUACUAAGUAGCAUUCGGCACAGGAACCUGGCAAGCGUCAUAAGCAGUUGCUCCAAUGAAGAGUUCAAGGCAUUAAUUCUUGAAUAUAUGCCGAAGGGAAAUCUUGAGAAAUGGUUAUAUUCCCAGAACUAUUGCCUGAAUGUGAUGGAAAGAUUGAAUAUAAUGAUUGAUGUAGCAUCUGCUUUUGAGUAUCUUCACUAUGGCUAUACAACAGCCAUUGUCCACAAUGACUUGAAGCCCAGUAAUGUGUUGUUAGAUGACGACAUGGUUGCUCAUGUAAGCGAUUUUGGGAUAGCAAAGUUGUUGGGAGAUGAGAAUAGCUUUGUCAUAACCAACACCCUAGCAACCUUAGGUUACAUAGCUCCAGAAUAUGGCUCGGAAGGGCUAAUUUCGACAAUGGGAGAUGUGUAUAGCUUCGGUAUUAUGAUGAUGGAAACUUUCACUAGAAAAAGGCCUAGUGAUGAUAUGUUUGGUGGAAAUUUAAGCUUAAAGAGAUGGGUCGAACUCUCGAUUCCACAGAAGCCAGAUGAAGUGAUAGAUGCUAACUUAGUAAUGAAUUUGGAGGAAGAACAGAUUGACAACAAUGUGCAGUGUGUAUCAGCUAUACUUGAAUUGGCUUUGAAAUGCACUGCCGACUCUCCUAUGGAUAGAAUCAACAUGAAAGAAGCAAAUGCACAAUUGCAGAAAAUCAGAAUUUCGAUUUCACCAAUGAGAUCGAAGUAAGCUGUCUCAAUGUGCCAAUGAGAUCGAAGUAAGCUCCUCAAAGCUCUCUCUGCUUUUACAAGAUAGUAAGAUACUAAUAUUGUUCCAUUACUGUUAGGAAGAAUUCAGCAUAAUCAUGCCAAUGACUGCAUUCUUUCACCAUUAUCAUGAUAUCAUCAACCAAAUAGUAAUUGCUAAGAUAUAUCUAGCUGAUUUUGUGUAACUAGUUUCAGCAAUUUCACAGAAUGUAGAUUAUUCACAAAUUCCCAUUGGAAUCAAUCAAUAAACAAAGUUAUGUGGAAAUAGCAGUAAUUUUGUGUGGGAUGGGAGUCGGGGUGCAUUACCCUGUGAAAACUACAGCAAUCUUCGGCUCAGAGCAGGCCUUCAACGGCAGUGCAAGGUGGC